UGGUGGACCUUUUUGAAAUAUAAUCACCCAUCAUUUAUAUAUUGAUGUUUACUAAAGAAGCCAAAAAAAUUUAGCAAAACAUGUCGGCUUGCUACAAAUAGAAAACCCAAAAAGAGAGAAACGUCAAAAUGUUAUCAGCAUCGCCAUGAAAAGGUGGCUGCUGGUACUUUUAAUUGCUUUAAGUUUUGUUACACAAUUUCAGUUGCAGGUCGCCGUUUCAGUAGGUGAAAGUCAAUAUUUUACAAGUUAUCAUCAAGCUGUAAACCAUGACAUCGCGUUCGGCGCUCUUUUGCCUCUCCACUCAAGAGACAAACGUGGAAUUUGCGGAUCUCCAAAGCGCCAAGAAGGGUUUUUAUGGCUGCAUGCUCUGCAAUACGCAGUGGAAGACGUGAACAGAAAGUGGGACGCACGGCGUUUUAAUGCAUCUUUGACACUUACUGUGUGCGACACUUGUAAUGAUGAACAAAUAGCUUUAGAACAAGCCCUCGACCUUGCAUAUACAUACAAGAAGAAGUUAGAUGGUGGCGACGAUUUAAAGCCGGUUUUGGGUGUUAUAUCUUCCUCUAAGAACAAGGAUGCUUCGACUCUCCUAGGACUGUUCAAGGUACCGCAAAUUAUCUUUGGUAAAGACAACAAUACGCCUGACAGUCCAGGUGAUAUUUUACAAUCAGUGUCCAUUGGAUAUUACAAGGCUCGUGCGCUUGCAGAUCUUGUCAAAUAUUUUACAUGGAGUGCUGUGUCUGUCGUUUAUUCAACUGAACAUCAGGAUGACUUUGAAAUAUUUUUGCGCAUAUCCAACAUCGAAAAGCUUUGCGUUGCGGUGAAGGUUUUGCUUAGUGGCGAGGGAACACACUCUGUAUCGUAUGAGCAGACAAUUGUGAAACUAUUAUCUGAGCCAGCGUCCACCAUAGUUAUUUUAUUUACAGACGACAGAGAAACGAAAAAAAUAUUGCAAACUGUUAAAAUUGUGAAACCAACUUCACAAUUCACAUGGAUCGUAACCAACCAAAGAGACGUACACUGCUUUGAGGGUAACUCAGAAGAUGACAAUUUUGUUAUUGUCCCUCACUUUCCUUUCAUGGAAGGAUUCAAGGACUACUUCGAAAACAAAGGCGAUACAAUCGAGUUCAACAGCAUCAUUCAAAUGCCCGUUGAUCAAAGCAGCUGCUCAAACAUUGGGACAGCUGACUCACCUUCUAAACGAAGAAAGGAAGAAAUUCAAGCAUCUAUGAAUAGUAUUUAUUUGCUUGCGCAUGCGUACGAAAAGGCAUCCCACGCCAUCAUCGGCCGCACCACGAUGCAGCUCGACCGAGUAGUGUUUUCGAGGAGUCUGGGACACGUACUAGACGUUUUCUAUAGUCAGAACUGGAAACGUUUUUCGGGUCAGCAGCAUAUGAAGGAAAAUAUUUUUUCUUUGAUCUCUGUGAAGUCGAAUGGAUCUGUCAAAAAUCAUGUUACUGUUGGUACUUGGGACAGUUCAUGGUAUAUUAACGGCUUUAGAAUCAAGUGGCGGAACCAAACAGUGCCAAAAUCCUCCUGUGGUAACCAGUGCCCUCCAGGUCACAUUCGAGUCUUAAAGAACGAUAACGAGUGUUGCUGGUCGUGUGCAACGUGCCACUACAAUCAAAUCGUGAAGGAUGAUUACACAUGCGUAGAUUGCUUGAGGGGCUAUUGGCCGAAUGAGGAUUUUAAGAAGUGCGAGUUUCAGUGGCAGAGAACGUUAUUCUUCUGCACUUUAGCUGUUUCUUUCGUGGCACUCGUCUUCCUUUUCAUGGUGCUUUAGCCCUUUAAUUCCCAGAGGUGAUGAACAAUAGACUUAUUUGGUAAAAAAAGCCGCUCUAGAAUCAACAGUGGUAAUCGUCUUGUUCCGCGCGCCGCAAAUAAAUACUUGAUGGAUCAUAGAUACGAUAACCUCCAUUUGGCUUCCAAAAGGCGUGCUUAUUUCCUCUACUUUUCCUCUUGGAAAAGUGUUAAAUCGUCAGACAAUUUUCCGCAGAAAAAUAUUUUUUCGUGCUAAAUGGAAGCUGUUAUUAAUAACACCAGAAAACCUCACGUACAAUGAAUGCUCGGCAGGUAGAGAUGAUAAGUGUCUAUUAGAUCGUGGAAGUUAAAGUAUACAAUGGUUCUCAAGCCGGAAAAGUUACAAUUUUUUAUGAGCGAAGAAAUGAACAA
Molecule: messenger RNA, 2172 nt
Organism: Pocillopora damicornis (cauliflower coral)
Lineage: Eukaryota; Metazoa; Cnidaria; Anthozoa; Scleractinia; Pocilloporidae
Product: metabotropic glutamate receptor 3
Biological process (GO): G protein-coupled receptor signaling pathway
Cellular component (GO): membrane
Molecular function (GO): G protein-coupled receptor activity
Source: RefSeq, a predicted model, not a curated record